UCUUCCGCUUCCUCGUCUCCAUGGAUUCAGCUUCGAACGCAGAGGCUUGAUUCCAAGCUUCGCUCCGGGGUUUUGAAUUAUGUCUAUCGAGAAGGUGUGGGUUUGGUGCUGCGAUGGAGCCUCUGCAAUCAUCUUCACCGUUUUUUAUGCAGUCUCCGUCUUCUUCUUAGCUAUCGUCGGAAGUACAUUGGGAGCAUUCGUGGGAGUUCUGAUCGGCGUGAAAAGCCAGAACAACCUCUUCUCCAGCGUGGUGAAUGGAGCAAUUGCAGGCAGCAUGUUCUUGACUUAUGCCUUCAGAAUGUCCAUUUCUUUCUGGCUGUCUGAUGAAUGUUUGCUCAGCAACAUUCUUCAGUGGAUUGACUCGACAACAGAACUUGAUGAUGGAGAGCUAGUUCAACAGUUGUCGAAUAGUCUAACCCCCUCGAGAUUAGAGCAAACUCCGGCACAUCCCGAAAAUACAAUCAAUGAAAUCAUGGUAGAUCACGCCAAAGAAUCGAAGCAUUCGUUUGACAGGAUUCGUAGUAUCGAUAUAACGGAGGACCACCUAAUGGAUUCUUCAGGAAAUAUAAAUUCCUGCUCGAUAUGCCUUCAGGACUUUGAAUGCGAAGAUGUGGCCUGGAGAUUGCCUAACUGUUGCCACUUGUUUCAUUUGCAUUGCAUUGACAAGUGGAUUUCCACGCAAAGAUCUUGCCCUUUAUGUAGAAGUCCCAUAGUUCAAGUGAAUUAAUCAAACUAUGCAGGUAAGAGUAAUUGUGGCCCAUAUAAUAUUAUUAGUUAAUGAUUUAAUGAUUAUUUCAAUGCUAAAAAAACUUAUUUGCUAUGAGAAGGUGCAACUCUUAAAAAAAAUGUAAAGCAAUUAUUAAAGGCACCUACUGAUAGUCUAUAUAAAAAGUUUGGUCCUUUCUCCACCAUAGAUAACAAAGUUGUAUUAUAUCCUCCAUUAGAUAAAAUACAUUAAGAUUAAAGUGGGUUAAAGGAGAAAAUUCAGAUUUCUUCAUUUCUCCUUUUUCUACAAUAAUCUUUUUCUCAAAGUUAUUGCUAUGGAAAAAUGUAUA
Molecule: messenger RNA, 1055 nt
Organism: Eucalyptus grandis
Lineage: Eukaryota; Viridiplantae; Streptophyta; Magnoliopsida; Myrtales; Myrtaceae
Product: NEP1-interacting protein 1
Exons: 4
Coding region: 80-727 (215 amino acids)
Source: RefSeq, a predicted model, not a curated record